CUCAAUUGGCUCAAUGAAAAUUCAAUAUUGACAGCUUGCUUUGAAGAUUAGAAGUUUAUAUACAUGAUGGAAUGUUUGGUAUCCCAAGAUGAAGUCUAUAAGGUCAUUUUCCAGACGUCCAAAGAUGCUAGCUGGAAAGCUGAAAACUGCCUGCAAAUGGCAAAGUCUGUAAACUGUUUUGUGAAGACUACUUUGAAGCUCAAUUUGAGGAGCAUGGAUCUUAUUCAAGUCAAAAGUCUUCCACAACAUGAAAGUAGGUAUGUUUAUCUACCAAGGGAAGGAAUUGGAUGAAAGAUUGGAGAUCUGAAAGGCCGUGAACAAGAGGCUCAAAGAUCGUACAAACCAUUGUUGGAAACUUGUUCACAAAGGCAGAUUUCUUGAUGUUUAAGUUUCCUUGUUUUGUUUGGAUUUCUUUACAACUUUUGAGUAGGAUUCGUUUAAUUAGUUUCAUUGUAAUUUUAGGAUAAUUAGGGUUACUUGGCUAUAAAUAGCCU
Linum tenue is the source of this 494-nucleotide messenger RNA. NCBI's taxonomy places the organism in Eukaryota, Viridiplantae, Streptophyta, Magnoliopsida, Malpighiales, Linaceae. The record is from the annotation of a GenBank genome assembly.